Molecule: messenger RNA, 973 nt
Organism: Hyaloscypha bicolor E
Lineage: Eukaryota; Fungi; Ascomycota; Leotiomycetes; Helotiales; Hyaloscyphaceae
Exons: 1
Coding region: 135-710 (191 amino acids)
Source: RefSeq, a predicted model, not a curated record
CUCCGGCCUCGAAAACAUCGCCCUUGAUGUCUUCAGCAAGCGCUCCCAGGAGCCGGAGCAGACGGUGCAUGAGUUGGUCAUGCGUGAAGGUAUACGUUGACCAACCUUCACGAUCAAUCGAUGGAACAAGCAAGAUGCUGACUCUUGGCGUUACGACCAGCCUUGCGUCGAAGCUUGACUCUGAGCCUGAGCUCCUGGGCUACGUGCCCCGCGGCCAUCACCUAGCCGGGCGCGACGACGAGCACUUGCACGCAGAGGCGCCCGUCUUCCGAUUCCUUCACCUGCGGCACGGCCUUAUGGACGUCGCGACCCGGUGCCACGUUAACGGAACACAGUUCACCCUCUCCUACGCCGGCAAGACCACCAGUGGCAAUACAAAGCGCCAGAGCUUCCAGCACGAGCGCCUGUCGAACGAGGUGUUCAUGGCGCGCUUCGACGAGUCGGCCGCGAUGGCGGACCCAUCAAAUCCCACGUUCGACGCCUCGGGCGGGUAUCAACAGUUGGAGGACACCAUCAGCUGCUUCAUCAGCCAGAACGGAAACACGUGGCCCGCCAGUAGCGUUGUCGAUAUGCAGAUGUACGACACCUCGUCCCAGAGCACGUUCGGCUGGGCCACAAUGGGUAUUGUCGAUCAGGACACGGGUAGCACCGAGGGUGGCGUCGAGGCUAUCACGCCAGCCGGUAUGCCACUACCUAUACCGACGUGCUGAACGACUACCGGUACUAAUGGCUUAAGAGAUAUGCUGGUUGCUAGGUUAGGUAGAGAAUGGCCGUGGACAAAUGAGGGUACGAUAGUUCAUAGAUUUUCUGUCAAGACAAACGGUUGUUUCCGAGUUUGGUGUUGGGCUACACUCUUUUAAUCACUUGUUCAAUGGUCAAAAAAAUUGGUUGGCAAGAACAUACCUCGUAAAACAGUUAUUUGAGAUUCUUCAUCAUCAACUUUUAUAAAGAUCGUCAUUGGAUUAAAGAAGCC